Messenger RNA from Prorocentrum cordatum, 1102 nucleotides. Lineage: Eukaryota; Dinophyceae; Prorocentrales; Prorocentraceae. The record is from the annotation of a GenBank genome assembly.
GCGUCCUCCCCCCGCGCCGCGACUGGACCCCCUCGGCCUCGGCCCUCCUCUCUGCCCCUCUGGAGCCAUUUUGGCUCGAGGGCGGGUCGCCGCGGCGGUCGCCGCGGCGCCAGCUGGGCCGGCGGAUGGCGCUGCUUCCAGACAAGAGCCCCCGGUUCCCAGCUCCGGCGCCCGACGCCCCAGACCCGGGGCCCGGCGCGUAUUUGGGUUCGUUCCCGAGGGGCCCGGCCGAGCGCGUGAAGGGGGGCCCCGUGUCGCGGUCGAAGAGGCAGCCGAUCAGCAGGUGGAAGACCAAGCUGAACACGCCCGGCCCCGGCGCGUACGCCCCCGGCGACCCCGAGCCCGACCUCCCGGGCCUCGCCGCGCCGGCCUGGCGGAGCCGGCCGGGGCCCGGCCCGGACCCCCUGGGCCUCAGCUCGUGCUCCUUCCGGAGCAGCUGCAGCAGGAUCUCCCAGGACAACCUGAAGGAGCCGCUCCUCGUCCCGGGGUCCACCCACUUCCAGCCAGCGAAGUCGGCCGACAACCCCGGGCCCGGGACCUACGAGUCGCCUGGGCAGCUGGGCGGCCAGACCUGGUCCUACCCGCCCCCGUUCAAGCCCCCGCUGAUGAGGUCGAAGUCGGCGCCCUCGAUCCAGACACUGAAGAAGGAGAUCCACUACACGGGCAGGAGCGACAACGUGCCCGCCCCAGGGGAGUACGACACCGAGCUGGCGGACGGGGCCCUGAAGAGCGCGGUCCGCACGGACGGCCCCUCCCCGGACUUCCAUGCCAGCAGUUCGAAGAGGAACCUCUUCCCGGGAGUGGAGGGCCCCGGCCCGGGGGCCUACGAGUCGAAGAACCUGACGUCGAAGGGGACGUCGCACCCGUUCGCGUCGCAGACGCAGAGGUCUCCCGUCGCGAAGGUCGGCUCGGAGCUGACUCCCGGGCCGGAGACCGCCUUCGCUCCCCAAGCUGAGAGGCGGGAGAAGUGUUUCUCGUCGUACCGCUCCGCCGUGCCGCGGGAGUUGCAGACCAACCUGAGCUUGCCUUUCACACAGCCAGAGCACUACGUUGUUCCAGGAUUGGCCGAUUGGAAGGGGAUGGGGAGGAGGACGGGCAAGAG